CGUUUCGCAUUCACGCAAGAGAUCGAGACUAUAAUCAAAAUGGGAACUUGUCAUCGUGAAGAGGAUGGAUUGAGCAUUCUAUAUGAAGCAUCACGCACAGGAUCUGUAUCAACUUUGAACUCAGUUUUGCAGAAAGAACCAUUAAUCCUUCACAAAAUUUCACUGAGUGGCUUCACAGAAACUCCUUUACACAUAUCAGCUUUGCUCGGCCACCUUGAGUUCACGAAGGCACUUCUCACGUGCAAACCCAAGCUGGCCAUUGAGGUUGACUCUUCUCAAAGCACGGCCCUGCACUUGGCUUCUGCAGAAGGUCACAACGACGUCGUUAAGGAACUGCUUAAAGUUAAUAACAAGCCAUGCCUGUUUCCUAAUGGAGAAGGCAAGAUUCCAUUGCACUAUGCAGUUACCAGAGGAAGAACCGAAGUUGUGAAAGAGCUGGUCAAAGCGAAGCCUGAGUCUCUGAGCUUUCUCGAUAAUGGAAACACUGUUUUUCACCUAUGUGUGAUCUACAAUCAUUUGGAGACUCUCAAAGCUUUGGUGGAAUUAGAACUCGCUAUUUCUGGGAAGCUUCUCAACUCCACGAGUUCUGAUGGAUCAGGGAACACCAUUUUCCAUUUAGCAGUCAUGUCGAAGCAAGUUGAGACUAUAAAGUACCUCCUAUCAAUCCCAAACGCUAGAGAAGUGGCAAGCUUAAAGAACGACAUGGGUCUUGCUGCAUUUGAUAUCCUUAAACGGAAUCCCAAAGAUUUCAAAACCCUAGAAAUCCAACUGAUGCUGAUGGAAUGUUCUGGAAUCAGAACUGAAGAAAACGGAAUCCACGUUCAUUCACACUCCUCAUCACCACCAGUUGCAAGAUCUCGAAUCCGAAAGAAGAAGAAGAAAAGGAAUUGUUUCAUGAGAAUUUUGAAAUGGAUUGGUGGUUGGUUCAGACACAAGGGUGACUGGCUAGAAGAAAUGAGAGGAAAUCUGAGUUUAGUGUCCACUGUUAUAGCCACCAUAACAUUUCAAUCUUUAAUCAACCCACCUGGUGGCUUCAUUCAGCAAGGUUUAUCUCGUGACUCUUCGUCACCAAAUGAUGCCCUAAACUGCACCAUCCUUAAUAACAACGAGUCUUACUGUCCUGGAGAAGCAAUAUCAUCUUUUCGUCUCCAAACUUUGUUUCUGAGAUAUGUGAUUUGCAAUACCAUCUCUUUCAUUUCAUCGCUCAGCGUCACACUCUUGCUCGUAAGUGGGGUUCCUGUGAAGAACAAAGCUUUGAUAUGGCUGUUAUCAAUAGGCAUGUGUAUCACUCUCACAACCCUGGCUCUUGCAUACUUGAUUGCCCUUAAAAUGGUGUUGCCAGACCAUCUUUGGGAUAACCAUGCCGCGUCGAUCACAAUUGAAGCGUCAGUUUUGGCGUGGGCUGCAAUGCUUUUUCUGAUUGUGGUGUUAAUCACACUGCGUCUUUUUAUUUGGAUCGUAAAGAAAUGUUUCAGAGCAAUAAAAAAGCUUUUGACAUGGGCAGUUGGGUGAACUUGAUGCUGCUUCUUUUUAUGACAUUUCAUUUCAACUACUUAGGUCCAAUUUGGUUUCUACAGUAUUUCUUGUUUAAAGCUUGGUGUAACAUGUUUACAUGGUGUUAAUUAUGCCUACUUAAGGCUAUAAUUAGUUCAAGUGGGAUGUAAAAUUUGUAAUUUACUUUGUAAUUACAGCAUAAAGUAGGUAUAAUUAACUUUAUCAA
This is a messenger RNA of Prosopis cineraria, 1720 nucleotides long. RefSeq names its product ankyrin repeat-containing protein At5g02620-like. NCBI's taxonomy places the organism in Eukaryota, Viridiplantae, Streptophyta, Magnoliopsida, Fabales, Fabaceae. The record is from RefSeq and is a predicted model, not a curated record. Gene Ontology annotation, molecular function: protein phosphatase 1 binding; protein phosphatase regulator activity. The transcript has 2 exons. Bases 40 to 1512 code for a protein of 490 amino acids. Gene Ontology annotation, cellular component: plasma membrane.